Molecule: messenger RNA, 9827 nt
Organism: Caretta caretta (loggerhead turtle)
Lineage: Eukaryota; Metazoa; Chordata; Testudines; Cheloniidae
Gene: ALMS1
Product: ALMS1 centrosome and basal body associated protein
Biological process (GO): regulation of centriole replication
Cellular component (GO): centrosome; cytosol; centriole
Molecular function (GO): microtubule binding
Source: RefSeq, a predicted model, not a curated record
AUCGCGCGCUCGUUUCUCUCUCUCUCCCUCUCUCUCCCGUCAACGGCUCCUGCGCUGACGCCGGCGCUCGCGCCGCUCGUCCCCGCUCUCCCCUUUUGCUCUGAGCGAGUCCCUAACAACGGGCUGGGGAGGUGGCCGCGCAUGCGCAGCUGGUUGCCGCCUGCUUGCCUGUGUGUGGCCCGAGUAGCGGGCCGCUGCGUGAGGGAGCACGGAGCAGCAUGGAGCCGGGCGAGGAGGAGGGGACGGAACGGCCGGGCCAGGCUCCUCCUAUUGCUACAACACCACCACACUGUGGAUGGAAGGAAGAGUUGUUAAGCCAAAGCAGCAGUGGGACCCAGAUUUCAACUGCCAGUGGGAUCUCCUUGGGAGAAGCAAUCCGACAGAGAUCUGCCGUUAAUCAGGGAAUGGAGUCGUGGUAUCAGCUUCCAGUAGAAAUGGAUGUCAGCCAUCUAGCGGCAACAUCAGGGAUGAGGUUGGGCCUGACUGGUGGUGGAAAUGACUUGACAGAGUUCCCUACUCUGGAGGAAGGCUUGUUGACUCCGACAGAAGAGCUUGGAAGGCAGCAUACAGGCGACAUGGCACACACUCCGCUAUUGGAAAUUCAGGACAGUCGCUUCUCUCCCUGUCUCCCACUACUGAUGACAUAUUCAGUGCAAGGUCAGAAGUUUUUGGAUGAUACCCUGUUUCAGCAAACUGAGCUGGAUUUUGCUCCUCUAAGGGGAACCUCUGAUGUUUCUGAUGCUUCUGAGCAGCAUUCAAAGCCUUUGCAGAUCAGUGAAGCUGUGCAGCUGGCAGCCACUGAAAUACCUUCAGACUUAGUCAGUGGCUGCUUGACCCUGUCCGAGCAUCCACUUGCAGUCAGCACUGUAGAACCUUGUGAUGUCAGCUGCACCAGCUAUUUGUCUCAGCACCCCAUUUGUCUUUCUGGACAGAUACCUGUGGAGAGGAAGGAGAAGGCUGAAGAUCAAAAUUGUAAACUUGGUAUUAACAAGUCUUUCAUCCCCAAUAGAGAUGAAAAUUUAACAGACCCAAAUAGAAAAAUGCUGCUAAACGAGCCAGAAACAGUACAGCCUCCAGAAGUAUUUGCUGCAAAGGAAGCCACUAGUGGUUUUGUAAAUAAUAACUUCUUUUUAGACAGCAAUGUGCCAGCUCCUCUCCUCCUUGAGCUUCUGGAAAAAGAAGUAGGAUUAUCGAGCCAUGGUGGGUUCUCAUCUUCAGAAAGCUCUUCAUGCAAGAGCAUAUCGGCUAGGGACCCAGGGAAAAACAAAACAAUGCAGCGAGUAGGAAAUAUUGAGCUUUCUGACAGGGAGUCAAAAGUGUUUGUAAGAGAAUCACAUCAGAAGCUGGAAGAAGAAAAGUGUGUUCCUGAGCUUGACUCCUCCAGUAUGUUUUCUGAUGUUUUGAGGAGAGAACCUUUUAAAAAUUCCAAUGCCCCAGAUGUGUUUUCUGCAAAGCCUUCAGAAAUGUUCAUGUUGUCCAAGGGACAUAGUUCAGAUCUGAAUGACUCUGGCAGAUUGUGGUUCUCUGGUGUUACUAUGGAGCCCCUGGGAACCAUUCUAGAUGAGCAGCAAAAACAACUGUUUUCUAAAAUGUCUGGGAAACAGGAAGAGGAGCCUCUCUCUGCUAUGUCCAAAACUAGUGUCAAGAACAGCGCAUCUGACCAGCCAGUCACAGCUAGUGUAGAAUCUGGUGGAACAUGCAGUGAGAAGAAUACUGUUGUGGAAAUCCCGUCUGGAAUUAACAGAAGUGAAUUAACUCUUUCAGACUUCACCAUAGAAAGGGGACAUAAAAAUACAGGCAUUUCACCUUUAUUUAAUCUUCCUGUAGAUGAUGGUUCAUUCUUUGGACAUUUAGCUCAACCAAUCUAUCAGUCCACCCCGGGGAUAUUUGUAAGCAGAAGUGAGAAGCAGGAAGUACCUGGUAAGCCCCUUCCUAUCAAAUCAAAUCUUCAGGCUUCUCUUAUUUGUUUAAAUGAAGAAACUUCUAGGAACUCAUCUACAAAUACACUUGUUUCUUCUGCUGAGAAGCAUCAUGCAUUCCAGAGUGGACAGGAAAUAAACAGUGAAAGUUGUGAGUCCUUAAGAACAGUGUAUCCUCGUACUGGAAGAAUCCAGUCUCUCCCUACCCUUAAUUUCAUGGAAAAGGUAGGAGCUUGGAACGUGAACCAGCCAAUGGAGAAGAUACCUGAUGCUUUGGCUUUAUGUGGCUUGAGUGGAGUUUCUCCAAGGAAGAAAGCCUACAGUGCAAUUGUUGAUUCCUUAAAUCAUAUUUUAUCAAAGCAGAGCAGCAGCAGUGGUAACCUCAAGAGUGGUUUAGCCGCACCCUUUGGCGGGACGGGUUCAAUGACCAGUUUGCAUUCCUGUGAUAAGUCAGCACAUGCUUCACCACUUAUCAGGUCUCAGUCUGACAACUCAGUACAUGUUAUCAGCAGAGAGGCUUCACAGAUUGAAGUUGUUCAAGCAACAAACCCAGAUGAAGUUGUUCAGCCUACAGAAGACAAGAGCAGAGUUUCUGGAAUGCCUGAAAUUAGAGAAAGUGGUGCUCAGUUAGGAGACUCCACAACCCCACAGUUUACAGCUGUUCUUGUCACUACUGGGUCCGGUGGUGGUGGUGAUGACGACAAUAAUAGCAUAGGACAAAAUUCAGAUCAAAAUGUCUUCAUUUCCAGUGAAAGGGUUGCUCAACUUCUCAGAGAGGAGGAAUGCUAUCCAAGUGGUGAGCAAGAGAAACACAAUGGUCUUGAAAAUAAUACCAGACAGUCACAUGGUCCAGAACUCUCUACUAGCCAGAUUGGUAUGGAUCAUUUCAAUGACAUUUCUCCAGAUAGUUUAAACCUCCUGGCUAGUUCACAGGCAAGUAGCCAUGUUGACUUGACCUCUGCAAGCUCUUCUUCAGUAGUUGCCAGGGAUUUUUUCACCAGUUUAGAAGGGGAUAACGUCAUUCCUUUCUUGGCUCCUACUUUGAAAACUCCAGAUAAAAAAGACAUAAAUAUUGAAGAAAGAAUACCGAUGUAUCUUCGUAAUCUUGGCAUUGAUCAGUCACCUUCAGCUAUACUGACUCCAUUUGUACCCAGAGGACCAAUCAGGGAGGUUGAAUUUUCCCCAUCAGAGCUCAGAACAUUGAAGGAAUCCACUGACACCUUAACAAAGCAUGUCCAGCUAUCUGAAGGUUCUCUGUCUGCAUUUGACGUUACUCAGAUAAGCUUUAACUCUGGUGCUUCCACGCUCGGCAUGUCUAUACCAAUGGGUUCAGAAGCGGGCCCUGAUACUCCAUUACCCACUGAGCUCUCACUUCAGUUCUCAAGAUCUUCCAAAGACAAACCACUGAGUCAAUGCAGUAUUGCCUACCAUCAACUGGAGCUACCUGCCGCACACUCCACCAAAGGCGGCUCAGAAUCUUCUGCUGUUUCAAAAUCUGUUGAACUGAGCCAGAUACUUCAUACAGUUCCAGCUGGCUCUGACUUUGAAGAGGGUCACACUCUUGUUUCAAAACGUGUUCAAAAGCUGAUAGAUAAAUUUGAGUCUAGGGAUAUUGGCCUCAGCCUAGAGAAGUUGUCCGCUAGUCCUUUGGCUGGAGAUGCAGAUGAAAUGGAUGUCGGUGGAGAACCACUGUCUUCAAAUGUAGAUGCCUCAGUUAAUGAUUUAAAUAAGGAUCAAGGAAAUGAUUCCUUCAUUGAAUCCAACACAUUGAAAGAGAUCCAGAAACUUUUAGCAGAGGCAGAAAAUAUAGCUUUGACUCAGUUUGAUCCUGUCCCUUCUGUUGCCCCUUUCCAAGAAGUCGGCGACUUUUCAUCAGUGCCAAUUGAAAAGGAUGGUUCUGAAGAUUCCAGAUUAGCAAAGGAGAUCAGUCCAGCACUUCAGAGAAUAUUAUCGUGGGAUGAGUCCUUGACCAGAAGAAGCAUGCAAGAAGAUAGUUCACUAAUGAAGACCCUGAAUCCCCACAGGCGCAGUUUAAAAUGGGAAAGCUCUCUUGCUAUUGAUUUACCCACCAAGGAAGAAAUUGUGGAAGAGACGACUAAACCAACACAGCAGGGAGCUAUGGAAGCUUGUGGCGUAGCAAAAUCCAUAGGGAGGUCAGAACCGGAGGGUUGCAGUAGUGCAACAGUAGAUAAAAACUUGCCUGCUCUCAUGGCUCUUACAAAGAGUAGUACAAGUAGUAAAUCAAGCAUUGAAAGGGUUUUAGAACUGCGGAAUCCUUCUGCCACGGAGCCCUUAGGCAGCAUCACCAGUGACCUUGGGGAUUUUCAGCAUGCCUUGGCUAAAACUAAAACCAAUGUGGCUGGCAGCGAAGAGGGAGAUGGCAUUCGAGAGAGCGAUGAUAGUAGCAGUGUAGAUUCACUAGCUGCCCGUGUCAAAAGUCUUCUGAAAAAUGAAUCUCCUGUGCUACAUGCAACACAAAUACUAAAAAGUGCGGAGAAAGAGGAGAGAAAAGCUCGUGCAUGGGUGAAGCUGAAGCUGACUAGCCAGCCUCAGGGUUCUGUGUCAGAUCUGAAUGAAGAGGACAGGCAGAGAAUAGACGAGAUCAAGACAGAGCUGCUUCUGAGUGCCAGGAAGUCUGUGUUAGCCAAGGAUCCAUGGGGAAACAAUUCAGAGGCUAUAAUGAGUCACAGCCAUAGUCGGAGGCAGAACACAGGACACUUCAAAUCUCCAGCUGGCAAACAGUUGCAAAUUGACAGCCAGACACAAGAUUUCAAACUUAAUGAGUCUCCAGAGUCAAACACAAGACCGGUCACACCAAUAUAUAGAAGUGACCCUGCUGAUUAUUCACCACUAGAUGAUGCACAGUUUAAAGCUUUGAAUACCAUCCAAAAACAUAUCUACCAUCAGCUGCAGACGCUCAGACCUAAUCCCUUUGAUGCUAGCAUUGAGCUCCACACACCCUUGUGUAAAGAUAUGGAUAAAUUUUCAUUGGGAUUGGUGGAUGGCUCCUGUGCACCAAAAGAAGAGGAUGUGAUUCUUUCAUCUCAGAAGAGGCAGUCUACAGAAAAGCCUUCUGUAGAAGUUGCGAAGCAGAUUACUUCCAUCACUUUUGCAUCCUGUAAACGAUCCCAGUCUCCAUUAGCUUCCACUGUCCCUAGUGGCAGUCUCAGUGAAGAUACUCUUCAUGGUAUAAUGCCUUUUGAAAUUGUAUCUGUUAGUGCUAAAGACCAGAGACCUGGCAAGCAACAAGUGGAAAGUUCUAAAUCAUGUCCUUCGUCAAGCCCAACAGCCACUCACUCACAUGAUAAUGAUUUUAAGUUUAGUGCAGAUAAAGACAGGUUUCAACAUGUGCCCAUUGCUGUUGGCAAACUUGGAACUUCUCGAGAAAAAGAAAUUUUAUCAGGUCAAGGUUCUAUAACCACAUACACUGACCAAGGACUGACCCUAGUUGCAGAUAGUGUUGAGGAAGCUGAAUCUUCCACUCACGAUACUCUUGGGUUUGGCAGACAUAGUUCCAAAUUUUCUGGGGUUGAUCGUGAUAUGAAAUUUGAUCAAGAAGUAAAUAUGUUUUAUCAACCUCUUUCCAUGAGUCCUCAUCAGCAGGGAAAGAUGAAUCUCUACAACCAGGUACCCUUUGCAGAUAGCUCAGAAGGUCCAGUUCAUAGCCUACAAAACCUUUUGCUUAAAGACCAUGGUAAUUCGUUGGAAAAGGAUAAACUUUCUUCUGAUAUGUUCUCCGUCAGCCAGACAAAUGUUGAGACCGGACAUGCCAAUGUGACACAUUGUCCUUCCCCAGAUAAAACUUUAACCGCCAUGCCUGAAUCUCCUUCAUCUCCAACCAGGAAAGCACUGUCUUGUGUCCACAUAACUCUCUCCCCAAAACUUAAUUCAGAACUGGUCAGUAUAUUGGAUGCUGAAGCUGAAACAAGAUCUAAUGACAGACUUAAGACUGUUGCUCAACAAAUGCUUUCAAGCUCUCCCCCCAAAAUUUUGUUAGAAUCUGCCUCUAAAUUAUUAACUACUGAAUCUAUCCCAAAGGAUCAAAGUUCUUCACACUUCCCAAAACCAAUAUCUUCACAAGAUUUAAGAUAUAUGCCUCUGGAAAGUAGCCAGAGGGUACCAUUCUCAAGUCAGGCUCACACCAGAGUUUUGGAUUCAUGUGGACAUAAUCUGCAGGAUAAUUUCAAGAUCACAGUUUCUGCACAAACUGGAAAGGCAACAUCUGAUGCCAUAACUCAGAUAACAACAGAAAGUCCUGAAAAGACAACAUUUUCAGCAGAGAUAUAUAUGAGCAAUGAAGAUGGUGAAACCAGUUCCUUUGGGUCCUCUCACCAAAGGGCAUGUGAAAUCGCUAACCUAGCUACUUCAUCUCUGAACCACAUUUCGCCUUCCCACAGGCCAGCUGAUCAGCCUCUGUUGUUGCCAUAUAAGCCUUCUGGAAGUUCCGAGAUGUAUUAUGUUCCCCAUCCGAUGAAAGGACCCAAAAUAUCUCCUGUCAGGUCAGAGACCACUAUUGAGAGCUCUCACUCAGGAUCAAAUGAUGCUAUUCCUCCAAAUUUUCCAGCAAAGGUACUUGGCUCCAUGGAUGAGAAUCCUCUAGACAUUGUAGCUAUUAAACAUAAAGAGGGUGUCUACAGUAAGAGAUCUGAGCCUAAGGUAGCCUGGGCAAAAGAAAAAAAGACAUCACUGGAAGCUACUACAGAGUCUGUGAAUCAUUUGGAAUCUGUAAAAACAACUCAUUCAGUUUUCAAGACAGCCCAGUUUUACCUUCACCAUCCAGUGCCCCUGCAACAUGAGAGUUACUUCCUCUCUAAUGAUGAGCCUUCAGAGGAGUGCACUGAUAUUGGACACACAGGACCUUCUUCAAGAGAUUUCUUCCAAAACUGGAGAGCUGCCAAGAAAGAUCAACACUCAUCCUCUGUUUAUCCUCAAGAGGGUGAGGAGGAUGAAUUCUCCCCACUAACUGCAGAAAUGGAUUAUAGCAAGGUUGAGGACUUGAGAUUCAAUGCAUUUUUGGGGAAAGAAGCUUCAGGGAAAGAGCUUGUACAAGAGGACCAAAAGAAGGUCAGAGAUUAUCUGCUAUCAAGCAGCCAAAGGACUGACUUAAGCAGGAGACAGAAGAUGGAUCUGCCACUAAAACAGAGUACCUAUUCCACUGGCAGUUUGGAUGAGCUUUGGACUAAGUUUUUAGAGCGUCAAAAGAAGCACCACCUUCAUAAUCUUAAGAUCAGCAAUGAGCUGUCCCUAGUGGAACGCCUUGAUCGACUGGCCCGAGUCCUCCAGAAUCCUGUUAGGCAUUCACUAAUGCCUACAGAGAAUGGCAAGAGCAAUAUUGGAGAGAAAACUAGGGGAAGAGAGCAGAAGAAAAUAAGACAUCAGGACAAGAAGGUAUAUGAAAGUAACCUAGACUCUUAUAGAAAUGUACUGAACGCUGAAGAAAGAUCAGAUACCAGUUAUGAUGAAAAAAGACGAGUUGAGUCUAGACAACAAAGGGCAGGAGAGAGAACUAUCAAUCACAUGAAGAGAUUCUUGAAACAAAAAUAUUUAGACCCUCUGAGUGACACCUCUUUAGAGACUAUGCCUACUAAAGACCACGUUGUGGUGACAGAUUCUUCUGCCUCUGAAUCAGACAUGGUGACCCAAACAGAGAUGGAAACAACUUCUCAGACUGAGGUGAGCAGUUCCAUUUCCACCAUUGACACUGCCAGGCUGAUCAGGGCUUUUGGGCAUGAAAGAGUACGCUUGUCACCAAGACUGUCCAAACUGUAUUGCACCAUCAGUCAGCAGAAAAGUCGCUCUGAAAAGUGGGACAAGGGAAGAAGUAAAGUAGUGGGCUUGAAAUAUCCUAACAUGACUUCUGCUGAGCGACAUAAAAAAAGAAGAGAUACUCAGGCACCCCUCAAAGCUAUAUCUGGCGCCAGCUGCAAAACCAAGAUGUCAGACUCUGUUAUUUCAUCAGAUUCUGUUGCUACAAUCAACGGUUCCUGUGGACCAAGUUCUGCCCUCGGUAACAAGCGACACAUACGGAUGUUAAACAAGGGCAUCCAAGCAGGAGAUUUGGAGAUUGUGAACAGUGCAACUAAGAAAAACACUCGAGAUGUUGGAGUUUCCUGGUUUGUUCCUCCUGAGGAUUUAAAGUCCGACUCUAGGAAGGAGAACAAAUCUAGCUCCUUUUCUGGUCCAGGUCCAUCCUGGUUUGAGCCACUGACCAACACAAAGCCAUGGAGAGAUCCACUCCGAGAGAGGAACUGGCAAAAGCAGCAAGGCAGCAUCAAGAUUCAACCGGUAGUCCCAGUAAGAGAUGUUGAGAACAAGCCCCCAAGACUGUUUGUGAAAAUGACGUUGCAGGAGGCUCUUGCAUUGCACCGCCCUGAUUUCAUCUCCCGCUCUGGGGAGCGUGUGAAGCGCCUGAAGCUCAUCAUGGAAGAAAGGAAGCUACAGAGUGUGUUGCAGAGUGAGCGAGAGGAGCUGUUCAAUCCCCCUGAGAAGAAGGAUUAUAAGAAUGCUAGUUACCUGCUCUAUAACAGAGACUGCCCGGUUAAACAGAAGAGAAGGACCAUUCUAAAAGGUGAAAUGGUUCAGAGAUCAAAACGAGGUAAUGCUGCUAGUGAAGUUUUUAGAAAUGUUGGGCGUCUGGGAGCAGCCACAAACAGAGUAGGAAAACAGGGACAAAAGAGAAGAAUCUAUGAACAGCUGCCUGAGGUGCAGAAGAGGCGAGAGGAAGAGAAAAGAAAAUCUGAAUAUACUUCAUACCGACUGAAAGCACAACUUUACAAAACGCGGCUAAUUGUCCUGCAGCCUGCUUUCCUACCGGUGUGUUCCCCCUGACACACCCCGUCAGCCACAAUGCUGCAUAUAUGCUCUUUAGAGACCUGUGCCUGGCGGGCAUAGAGCAGAAGAUCAGUGGAUUAAAUACUGGCCCUACUGAAGUCAACAGUAAAACUCGUACUGGGAAGGGGCUUUCCACACCAGCUAGUUGGAAAGUGCUGGCUGGAACUACUGUAGUGAAAGACGGAAGAGGACCAGGACGGAGGCAGCAGGCCCUGGAUUUCAGGGAAGAAACGGUUGGGUCCAGUAAGGAGCUGAGGCCAUGUGCUAUUAUACACACUGGAAAAUCCUCAUAUAGAACUAAUCAUGCAAUCACCUCUCCAGUUGUGGACUGCUACUUCCCCACAUCCCGGACGGUAGGAUAGGGACCCACAGAGUUGUAAGGAGUGCUCAGCGUGAGCAUGCUGAACAGGUUCUGCUGAGCCGCUGUAAGUUGGAAAAGUGCAAUUCCUUAAUGCAACAUUUGAGAAUCAAGCUGGUUUCCUUUCUCCUCAUACAUCACCAGAACCAGCUGCUAAAGGACCAAAGUGGUGCUGGAGAUGUGCUGAGGGCCAAGGAAGUGGCAGCCUGUGUCAAAGUGGGGGUGUGAGGCGUAUCUUUCUAAUAUCCCUGCCUAAAAAUCGCCUCCUGCGUGAUUACAAAGAGCAGCAGAGAAGUGGAGAGUGAAUGACAUGGAGGACUUGGGAGGUUGUUAGGUCCAUCACUGAGUCUGUUGUGGAGAAGCAUUAGUGCCAAGGGAGUGCUUCCCCUUUCUGUGUGCAACAUUUGUUGUUAAUCCCUCUUUCCGCUGCCCAUGUGCUACUGUUGGCUCAUGCAUGGAUAUGUGAAUCUGCACCAUAGCUGCCUGGCAGCGUGAUCCCGCUGCAGAAUGUACUCAGUGGCAGUAGUUUUUGUAGGUUUAUAUCAGUACUGAUGUCACCCAGUGCUUAAAGCCAAGAGGUUAAUGGGACAUGGAGGUAGAGGGCUUGGUUCUCAUUUAUACAAAGGCCCUUUAUGCUGCUCUGGCUUUUGUGGGCCUGGUGCAAAACAUAGUUGUGGGCCCCCCUGGGAGCAAUGGAGCAUGGCGCAGGGAGAUUGGUC